Messenger RNA from Lasiosphaeria miniovina, 2067 nucleotides. RefSeq names its product kinase-like domain-containing protein. The transcript has 8 exons. Bases 1 to 2067 code for a protein of 688 amino acids. Gene Ontology annotation, cellular component: nucleus. Gene Ontology annotation, molecular function: ATP binding; protein serine/threonine kinase activity. The record is from RefSeq and is a predicted model, not a curated record. NCBI's taxonomy places the organism in Eukaryota, Fungi, Ascomycota, Sordariomycetes, Sordariales, Lasiosphaeriaceae. Gene Ontology annotation, biological process: mitotic DNA damage checkpoint signaling; protein phosphorylation.
AUGGACUCGAGCAGUGCAACCCCAGUCGGCGGCCCAGAACAAGCGUGGUUUCGUGAUGGCCCAGCCGUCGAGCCAGCGAAAUCGGAUCGUUCCAAUUCCGACUAUGUUCCACUAUUGGUCUCACAUCUAGAGUCCAUCCCGGUACUUGGCAAUCUACAUCCUUACUUCAUGGAUCAGGCUUUUGAGGGUGAGCUUGGCGUCGGUGGCUUCUUUGAUGUGCAAAAGAAAACGAUCAAGCAUGACGACAAACCGCGCGUCGUCGCCAUAAAGCGUCUGAAGCCAACUUUCUCUCCAGCCAACCCAGUAGCUGGCUAUGCGGCCGACCCGAGGGCUUUGCGGACAAUGCUGCGCGAGAUUCAGGUCAUGGAGACGAUGAAGGAUUCCCCCUUCAUCUUGGAGCUACUUGACGUUGGAUCUUGGCCAGAUUCUGCCUUCCACUCAACGCCGUUUCUGGUCGUCGAACUUGCCACGGGCGGAACUCUCACAAAGUUUCUCGGCAUUAGCAAGGCCAAUGCAACUGAUGAUCUCCCAGCUCAUGCCGCUUCUGGGUACCAUGAUCAUGGUUAUGCGCUGAGGAAAUCGCUUCUCAUUGAUGUUGCCAGCGGUCUACACGUACUUCACCAGAAUGCAAUUUUUCACACCGAUUUGAAGCCAGACAAUAUUCUUGUGUUCAGCACCGGCAACCAUAACGAGAGCUACCAUGCCAAGAUAUCCGAUUUCGGUUCGUCAAUUAUCAGAAACGCGUCUACCCCAGACAACCGCAUCCUCUUCGGCCGAGACUCUGGGGAGACGGAUGGAUAUAAGGCACCAGAGCUUUACGCCAUGUCCUCCUCCGACCUACUAAACCUACGCGACCCGGAGCUGAGAAAGCUUGAUAUUUUCUCUUUUGGGGUGGUUCUGAUUGAGACUAUUUCUUCGUGCCGUAUCACCGGUCUUCCAUUCGGUGAGAGAAAGGUCACAGCCGACUCAGUAGCAUCGCUGUCUUUUCUCCGCGGCUACAUUGGUGAAGAAGAGUGGAACGAGACAGUUUUGAGGGCACUUGAAGCGUGCUUGUCUGAUUCCUCGUCAAGAUGCGACAAUCUUCCCGACAUUCUUGCGCUUCUCGGCCAGGAUAGCCAGGAAAGUUUCACCACGGCUCCUUCAUUGGAAGGAGUAUUUACAUCAAAGACGUUAGCAUUCCUAGACCAGGGCAGUAAGAUGAUGAUCAACAGCGGAGGAAAUAUCGACAUGCCCUCGCUUUUCAAGAUAAUUAUCUGGCUCACCAGCCCCCCUAGAGCGGUUACUGACUACGAUCUGCUCAUCUCGGCUGCCAUCAUAUUCGGCAAGGAGCAAUCUACCGACCACCUAGAACUUAUUUGCGAACUCCUCGACGAGUUCGGCGUCUCGCUCAACUUCCAUAUCGAAUCUCUCGGGGAGGAGAACCUCGUCUCACCACUGAUGUUGGCCUCAUACUUUGGGAAUACCGACGCCGUUCGCAUUCUAACCGGCGCCCACAGAGAACGUUCUUGCAUGAGCCGAUUCAAGUCCGACAAUGAUGUCGACGAGAUUUGCUCUAUUCUGGCAGACGGUGUUACCCCAGAGGACAUGCGUUUCGACAUACCGCCACUAGAAGCCUUUGCUAUCAGAUGCUGGGGCAGCAUGCAGCCUUCUAUCUGGGAGUUCUUCCUUUCCAUCGUGGACGAAGAUCCAGAAAUAAGGACCAAAAUGGGAGUCGCUUUUAGGGAGUCUAUUACCAGUGUAUUCUUCUCGCUCUUCCAAACCGUGCACAUGGUCCUUCACGGACCAAAAUAUACCGAACGUCUCAUCUGGCAGUUGCGCCAAGGGAUGGAAUUCUUCAUAGACGUCGAUGACCCCAACUUCAUCGCGCACUUACUCACCCCAAUGUUUUCCAUUCCCGAACCUCAUUUGCAGGUGGCCGUCAUCGAGGCCUGCAAGGAUUUGGCAACCUCGGCGGAAGCGGCACCAUAUGACACUGAGACCCUCAAGGCCAUCAUGUUUACUUUCAACUCCAAAGCCGCAGCGCAAAAUCUCAGCGUCGGCCAUUCGCUGGGCGGCCGCGGGCAAUGA